This is a messenger RNA of Corticium candelabrum, 2179 nucleotides long. RefSeq lists its product as uncharacterized. The coding region runs from base 88 to 2088 and encodes 666 amino acids. Gene Ontology annotation, molecular function: protein binding. Lineage: Eukaryota; Metazoa; Porifera; Homoscleromorpha; Homosclerophorida; Plakinidae. The transcript has 5 exons. Gene Ontology annotation, biological process: regulation of apoptotic process. The record is from RefSeq and is a predicted model, not a curated record.
UUGGUUGAUUUAUGUCUCAUGGUGUAGACAUAAGGGACUGCAUGCUGCUUGCGCAGUUUCCAGUUGGCCUGCAAGUGAUUGAAGAGAAUGCGUCGUUCUGUGAGAGCUAAUCCGUGGCUCUCGCUCUCUAGACACUUCAGCUACGUCGCCCAUCGUCUGCGACUGGAUGCCGCGCUGCUCAGUCGUCUUGUGGAAGUGGAAAUGAUGAGCAGAGACGAAUACGACGAGUUGACGAAUGAAUGUUUUUUAAAGAGAAAGAGAAUGAAUCUUCUAUUGAAAGAUAUCCUUCCUAGACAAGAUCCUACACUAUUCGACACGUUCUGCAAGAUAGUGAGUGAACAGGGUCAAGGAUUUAUUGUUGAGAAGCUCAAGGAAGGUCGAGAUGAAAUCGUCAAGUCUGCAGCAUAUGAAAAGGAAACGAAAGAGUCAGACACAACAGAAACCGUUAGUUGCAUGAUUGCUCCCACAGCGAAGGAAAGUCCCGAAGAUGGUGCAAUGUCAACAUCACGUGACUUUGCAGCUGCUAUGGAAACGUCAGGGAGAGGCAAGGACACACCGACGGUUUUUACAGAACGUAUGAGAACUAGUACGUCAUCUGCGCAUGCGUUUGUUCUCGGACUGGAAUCUGCGCAGGCGCACUCGUCCCGCCUUGACGAAAAGGAGUCGUGGCCUGCCAUUCGAAAAAACUACCUCUUCCUAUUAGAACGACUUUACCUCAGCGCACAAUUUCUUGGCUGUUUGUAUCAGGAAAGUUUUAUCAACAAAGAUGACUUGGACGCUUUCCACAACAUCUCUCUUCCUCGUGAUCAAAAGUUUCGUCUCCUUCUUGUUGAAAUUCUUCCCAGUAAACCACCUACCAUGUUUACCACUUUCUGCAACAUUCUUCGCCACCUAGGCCAACCACAUGUCGCUGAAAGGCUGGAAAGGUAUGACACGGACAGACUGGAUUGUGUACAAGGAAGUAGUAGAUCACAAGAGGAAGAGGAGAAAUUGACAUCUCAAGUGGCUCGACUGGAAAGAGAGAAAACAGAAGCUGCAAACGCACGUGCUGAUGCUGCAGAGGCUCGAGCCAGCGCAGAAACAGUUCGCGCUGAUGCUGCAGAGGCUCGAGCUGAUGCUGCAGAGAGCAAAGCGAAGAAAGAAGUGGCAGAAAAGAUGGAAGAAAAAUGGACAAUUUUGGCUCUUCGAUGCGACAAAGCACAACACGCAGAAGGGGUUGAUAUCAAUGACAGUCUGCCAUCAUGGACACAGUGGAAUUCACACAUACCUCAUGUCAGUUUGCCAUAUAAUAGAAUGGGAGAGAUUGAAGGCAGACUAGUGAUAGGACUUGAUGAUGGUAAUCUGCAUGUUCUCACUUAUGAACAUGAUAAGUGGGACAAGUUUGUCAGAAGGAAUGGUUACAUCAGGAAUGUAGUGUGUCAUCAAGGUGUGUGUCUGCUGUGUGUGAAGGAUGGAGAUAAACAUCAGUUUGUGAUUGAACAAUUUUCUUUGAAUGAAGUCAAGAAAUGGCGAUUUCUCACAGUUCUACCAAACGAACUGCAGUUGAAUAGUCUAUCUGUUGCUCUUCAUGACAACUCACUGUAUGUGGUGGGUGGUGAGACUGAGUCAGGGGUGACAGUGAACACAGCAGGUGUGUGUGACCUUCACAGCGGUCAUUGGUCUAAGAUGGAUGACAUGCAAACAAGACGUUACGCCUGUUCUUCUGUUAUUAUAAACAACACAGUGUUUGUAGGGGGAGGAGUGACUGAUGGAUAUUACUUUAAAAAUAUUGUUGAGUGUGCAGAUGUUCGUGAUGGAAAAUGGAGAACAAUCCCCUCUCCAACCACAUAUAGACCUACACUAACGUCAGUCAGUAACAGACUGGUUGUGACUGGAGGAUUGACACAACAGAGGUUAUACUCUCGUUAUUCUAAUAUUGUAGAAUUAUAUGACGAGAGAUCUACCAAAUGGCUUCCUCUUCCACAAAUGACACACGAACGGUGGGCACAUGCUGCAUUCUCAACUCAGAAUGGAGAACUCAUCACAGCAGGAGGGAAGGAUGAAACAUUGAAUACCAUCAUGUCAAUAGAAAGUCUGAAAUGUUCAUAACAUUUUGUGUUAACAAAUUCCUCUUUUUUUAGUUUAUGUGUACUUUACAUUUUGUUAUGUUUAUCCAACUGUAUGUUUAUGUUAAGAUACU